AAGCAAACAUUUCUGAAUCUGAUUUUAGGGUUUUAAGCCUUGAUGUAUGUAUCUAUUUAUAUAAGCAACUUAUCCAACCCUUUCCAUUUCUUCCACCUCCGCCAACAAACCCUAGCGGUUACCGCUCCAUCUUCAGAACCCAAAGCUUUCGGCCAUGGCGGAUGCUGAGACAGAGGUGGCUGUGGCCGGAGUGCCGAAGAAGAGAACAUUCAAGAAGUUUAGCUUCAGAGGCGUUGAUUUGGAUGCUCUCCUUGAUAUGUCCACCGAUGAACUCGUCAAGCUCUUCCCUGCUCGUGCUCGCAGAAGGUUCCAGAGGGGUCUCAAAAGAAAGCCCAUGGCUUUAAUCAAGAAACUCCGCAAGGCGAAAAGGGAGGCCCCACCUGGUGAGAAGCCAGAACCAGUCAGAACCCACCUGCGUAAUAUGAUCAUUGUACCUGAAAUGAUUGGAAGCAUUAUUGGUGUGUACAACGGCAAGACAUUCAAUCAGGUUGAAAUCAAGCCUGAAAUGAUUAGCCAUUACCUUGCUGAGUUCUCUAUUUCAUACAAGCCAGUUAAGCACGGUAGACCUGGUAUUGGUGCUACCCAUUCUUCAAGGUUCAUUCCUCUGAAGUGAAGUCUUUUCCUGCAGCCUGGAUACUUGAUCUGGUGUUACUAUGAAGAGAUAUUUAUGGUGAUCAAUUUAUGUUUGUUGCACUUUUAGUACUUUAAUUAAUGACAAUUUUAUAUCCAUUCGGUUGUUAUAUUCGACAAUGAGUCUCUGUUGCACUUGCUCAUGUUUUAAAGAGGUGCUUUGAAUGUUUAUAUCUAGUUGAAGAUGUCAAUGAUUUGGUAAUUUGCAAUUGCUGGUCUUUGAAAUUUGAUAAAUGGUUUGUUGA
Durio zibethinus is the source of this 875-nucleotide messenger RNA. Its product is annotated as small ribosomal subunit protein uS19x-like. Gene Ontology annotation, biological process: translation; ribosomal small subunit assembly. The record is from RefSeq and is a predicted model, not a curated record. Gene Ontology annotation, molecular function: structural constituent of ribosome; RNA binding. Gene Ontology annotation, cellular component: cytosolic small ribosomal subunit; ribosome. Lineage: Eukaryota; Viridiplantae; Streptophyta; Magnoliopsida; Malvales; Malvaceae.